AUGUCUUUUCAAUAUCCUUUAAUCCUUGACGGUGGUUUUGCAACUGAACUAGAGAGAAGCUUCGGCAAAGAUUUGUCUGGUAAAUUAUGGUCAGCACAGUGUAUACAAGAUGAUCCUGAGGCGAUCAAGUCUGUUCACAAGUUUUACUAUGAAGCAGGAGCAAAUGUAGCCACCACGUGCAGUUACCAAGCAUCUAUGGAGGGAUUCAUUCGAGCAGGUUACUCUGAGCACCAUGCUGUCACUUUGAUGCGCAAAAGCGUUUCAUUAGCACUGGAAGCGCGUGAUGAGUACAAGCAAGCACACCCCAACGACGAUCAACAGAGAUUGGUUGCCCUUUCCAUCGGUUGUUAUGGUGCUGUGUUGGCUAAUGGAGCUGAAUACACUGGUGAUUACGAUGACAUGACAUUGCAGCAGCUUGUUCAAUUCCACAAGGAGAGACUAUCUCUUUUCUUGUCUACGACAACUGAAGCUGAUAGCGUGGAUUUGGUUGUGUUCGAAACUAUUCCUUCUUACCUCGAGGCACAAGCCAUACAAGACAUUGUUUCCAACUGGGAUGUAAAGGACAUUGCCCUGCCUCUUGUUGCUGUGUCAUUUCAAUGCAGAUCAGACGACCAAAUCGCGGAUGGUACCCCUGUGUUGAAUGCACUCCAGGUUUUGAAUGAUGUAGAAGGCGUUUUUGCUAUUGGUAUUAACUGCACCAAGCCAAAGUAUGUGGAAAAUCUGUUUGCCACUGUCGCUCAAUUUAACAAGCAACAUCAAAAUGGUAAGGCAUUGAUAGCCUAUCCUGAUGGUGGUGAAGAAUGGAAUGCUGUCGCAAGAAGUUGGGAUGAUAGUGCUAAAUUACCUGAAGAGACAUUCGGUUGUAUGAUGGCUAAAUGUGUGCAAGACUAUGGACCACGAGUGUUGGUAGGUGGUUGCUGCGGUACUGGCCCUGCUCAUAUAAAGAACAUCAAAGAGUUUGUCAAUAAAAAAUAG
Messenger RNA from Mucor velutinosus, 975 nucleotides. RefSeq names its product Dicer-like protein 1. Bases 1 to 975 code for a protein of 324 amino acids. The record is from RefSeq and is a predicted model, not a curated record. NCBI's taxonomy places the organism in Eukaryota, Fungi, Mucoromycota, Mucoromycetes, Mucorales, Mucoraceae. The transcript is spliced from 3 exons. Gene Ontology annotation, molecular function: zinc ion binding; S-adenosylmethionine-homocysteine S-methyltransferase activity. Gene Ontology annotation, biological process: S-methylmethionine cycle.